This is a messenger RNA of Bipolaris victoriae FI3, 174 nucleotides long. RefSeq lists its product as hypothetical. The transcript has a single exon. NCBI's taxonomy places the organism in Eukaryota, Fungi, Ascomycota, Dothideomycetes, Pleosporales, Pleosporaceae. The annotation marks the transcript as partial. The record is from RefSeq and is a predicted model, not a curated record.
ACGGAGCCUGGGUACUGCUUCUGCGGCACACCAGAUACCAACGACAUGAUUGCUUGUGACAGCAACGGCUGUGCAACGGAAUGGUUUCAUUUUACCUGCGUGGGAUUGGAGCCCAAGACGGUGCCGAAGGGAAAGUGGUUUUGCGAUGAGUGUGUAGAGAAAGUGGUGAAGCGA